Messenger RNA from Knipowitschia caucasica, 237 nucleotides. Lineage: Eukaryota; Metazoa; Chordata; Actinopteri; Gobiiformes; Gobiidae. The record is from the annotation of a GenBank genome assembly.
AUGGAACGAAGGACAGGGGAGCAGGAGCGGCUCAGGAGGGGCAUGCAUGAGACCCCGGCCAGCAAGGUGCCCCGGCGCGUGAAGCCUGGGCCCACGGUGUGUGAUGCCUGGCCUCCGUCCCGACGAGAUGAAGCUCUUUGGCACAAUGGGGACGUGCUUGGUAACCUUUCCUUCAUUCCUCUCACUGUGUUCUCGACGACGUACAUCAUUAACUGCACCAAUGGCUUUCCUGUGUGA